Molecule: messenger RNA, 1591 nt
Organism: Malus domestica (apple)
Lineage: Eukaryota; Viridiplantae; Streptophyta; Magnoliopsida; Rosales; Rosaceae
Source: RefSeq, a predicted model, not a curated record
CUAUGCCAUCCGUCAUCCGCAACAUCUUCCUUUGCCACCUAGCCCUCCACCUCAACCACUUGUUCUUAACCCUCUCUCAUUCUUCUUAGCACACCCGACCGACGGCAAUGACGAAGAUCCCAGCUUCCUCGAAAAGCCCACAACAUCAAAACAUCUGGGACCGCUCUGAGAGAGAGAGAUGGCGAGGAAGCCGACAUCUUUAACCUGAAGAAUUUGCUAGAAUCCUCCAGCUUUCUUUCGUCAAACAUUUCCGACUAUAAAAAUUAAAACCCAAAUACGAAAUCGGCGUGCAAUUUGGAUAUUAGAGAAUGCCAACAUGAACCAUACGGAUAUGGAAAUGAUGGAGGUGGAGACGACGGCGGCUGGCCGGCUGGAGCUGCUGUCCAGGACUGGCCAAGGUGACGUCUCCAGGGACUUGCUCACAUUGUCUCGCCAGCUCCUCAAUCAAGGCAAGCCUUCCCAGGCCCUCCAAGUGGUUGUUAUGGCAAUGAGAACAAGAGGUGGGGACGAGGCUGUAUUUCAGUCCUUGCAUCAUGCUCGUGAGCUGUACAGAAGUAGAUUGCAAGAAAGCUCUGCUGCUGAUCAACUAGCUUCUUUGUUUUCCGAAUGUGCAAUUGCCGAAGCUCAUCCUUGGAAGACUGAACCAGAAGCAGCAUAUAACGUGGGUGGUCCAUCGGUUGGUCUUGGACCUGAUGGUCAAGGAAGUUCCAUUCUAGCGGAAACUGGCAGGAUGCAGAUUGUUUUGGAUGCAUUUUCAGAUGGGAGUAGCUUCAUUUGUUUACAAUGCGAAGGUCUUGUUAGCAAUCAUCGCAAUAAACGCAGCACUCAAACUGAAACGACAAGCAGCAAUGACGACGGCAAAAGUCUCCGACAUCAAGGUUCUCAGCCUUCACGUCCUCAUCAGCAUCGACGAAGCUCGCUACCUACAAUUCCAGCUCCGUCCCUUACAGCAGACGCUCCCUCAGCAGCACCAGCAGCUACCUCACUCCUCCAAACCCCAUUUGCUGCACAUGGUGCGCACACCCGAAGCAAGGUGGCCUCUACCACUAGUCCACCUCCGCCAUUCUCGCCAGCAACGUCGUUUCCUAGCAGUUCAGCGCCCUCUUCCGUGCUCUCCUCUUUCCUCGUUCGAGCUUCCCAACUCCCAAAUCAACUUGUGGCAGUGCGAAAACCCUCAUGCAACAGCAUGCAGUGGCUUCCAUAGCAGCAACGAAGCAGCAAAGACAGCACGUGCAGUCCAGCAUCCCUUGCAGUGAUGAAGCUCAACCCAUUUGCAGCAGCUUUCGUGCAGUGAGCGUAGCAAACAGCAAAGGCAGUGCAACGGGUGUGCAGUGGCUGUACUCAGUGGCGGUGCUCGGUGGCAGUGCAACGGAUGCGCAGUGGCUGUGCUAGGUGGCAGUGCAACGAGUGUGCAGUGGUUGUGCUCUGUGGUUGGGCUCAAUAGGCUGUGCUCUGGGUUCUAGCUGGAUCCGACAUCAAGGUCACCUCCACGCCAGCCCGUAUUCGUCCACUCCUUCAACCGCACCAGCAAUGUCGUUCCCAAUAGUCCAGUGCCUUCCUCCAUGAUAUCCCCCAUCCAUAUAUAUAUAUA